Danaus chrysippus (African queen) is the source of this 1281-nucleotide messenger RNA. The record is from the annotation of a GenBank genome assembly. Lineage: Eukaryota; Metazoa; Arthropoda; Insecta; Lepidoptera; Nymphalidae.
AUGUUGUUAUUUAUAAUUCUGUACAAUGUUCUUACUGUCGACGCGAAUACUAAAUGUAUGUCCCGCGAUUCAACUGUCGUCCCUAAAUAUUACCUUAUAGAAAAAUGUCAUAGAUCUAAACUUAGUGUAGCGUUCAAAGCAAACUUUUCGACCCUCAACAGUUGUCGACGACUUGCUCUAGAAAAACAGGCUUUAGCGUUAAAUUUUAGUCCCUCGGGAUAUGGAAAGAUGAGUAGGAAACCCGUAGAAUACACGUGUGAAGUUCUAAAGUGUGCAGAAUCUGAAGGUGGAUUGUCUUUAAAGAAUGAUACCGAUUAUGAUUACUAUAGCAUCUACGCGAAACAUUUACCAAACGUCAAUUCAUCUUGUGUGCCUCUAGCCGGCAUGUUCUAUUUGUUAUCCGAAAAAAAUAAUUACACCGAGGCAGAAAGAUCCUGUCGGAACAUGAGCUCUGUGCUAGCUGGUGUGUUUAACGAACAACGCACGGAUACACUCGCGCAAGUAUUGGCGUCUUCAGGCGUUGAAGCAGCUUAUGUUGGAUUGAGAAGUAAUAAUGGCAGUGUCUUUCGAACUACUCACGGUGAUUCCCUGGAUUGCACCACGUACAGAGCCUGGGCACCAGGUCAUCCAAGAAGGAACCUCAACAUGUCGUGUGUUGUUCUCACGAGAAAGCACACAUGGAAAACUACUUUAUGUCGAAAGAGUUAUCCAGCUCUUUGUGAAUUACUUCCUGGUGGACCUUACAGAAAAGGAACUAUUUUCCCAAAGGUAAAAGCCAGUUCACAGAAGAAGAGCUCCAAGAUUAUGAAUGCUCAUCAAAAAUUUAAGUCCUUAGCCCCAGAAAAAGUGGGCCACAAUAAAAAUGCAAAGCUACCGAUGGCAAAGAUAUUACAAUACCCAGAGUUAAGAGUCAAUCCUUUCAAAGACAGAAUAUGCAAAGUAUUUAGUUCUAGCAAUGAUGGUGACUGUACUUUUGAAGAUUUUCUUGACAUGAUGUCUGUAUUUUGUGACAAUGCACCAAAAGCUGUCAAAGCUGAACAUGCAUUUAGAAUAUUUGAUUUUGAUGGUGAUGACAUGAUUGGAGUAUCUGAUUUACGGGAGGUGAUUGAACGUCUCUGUGGGACCGAAUUAAAGCUGAGUGACUCAGAGAUACAGCAGUUGGUGCAGAAUGUUCUUGAAGAAGCUGAUCUUGAUGACGACGGAGCCUUAUCCUUUGCUGAGUUUGAGCAUAUAAUUGAUAAAAGUUCAGAUUUCUGCCAAUCCUUUCGAAUAAGACUUUAA